AUGGCUUCUGCACAAUUUCAAGUUUUAUCUGUUCUUUGUCGAACAUCACGCCAAUUUGUAAUCGAUGCUCUUAAAGGAUUUUCUUCAACAACAAUAUUGUCACCAAAUGCAUUGUCACGUGAUAUAAUCAAUAGUUAUAUUGGCACAUCUAUUGAACAAUUUCAGAAAAAUACACUUGAUAGCUUCCGUUCAUACUAUCAUUUUGUGUCAUCUCUUGUCGAAGAAAAUCAUUUUAUAUCUGCAUUACGAACAAAUUUCUAUACGAGAAGUGUUCCUGAUAGUAAUAUUUCUGUAACUUUUUCUGCCAUUUAUCCACAACAAGUUAACCAAACUCCAUCUUCAUUGAUGUCGAAUGAAACAUGUCGAUGUGAUCGUACAAGUGAUUGUGUUUAUCCUGCUGGCAUAUAUAAUCAAUCACAAACUAUUGUUUCGAAUGAAGUCUUUUCACUUGAUGAAUCGCCUCUAUUCAUUGUACCAGGAUUUCAAGUUGGAUGUGUACCACAAAAUGCAUUACUUCAAUCAACAUUGGAAUGCUUUUAUAAUCAAUCAUGUUUAGACAUCGUGAUUUCGUUGACUGAUGCUCUUCGCACUGUCUCAGCUCUGAAUAUUUCAAACUCUUUUUCACGAUUCAGUCCAACAACAACUAUUGGUGUUCUUUUUGACAAUCUAAUGGUUGAAUCUUGGGAGAACUCUACUGAUUUUGCCAUCUACUUCCAAACUUGUGCACCCAAAGCCUGUUCAUAUUCAUAUUUACAACGGUUUUUUCUCAUUUACAUGAUCACAAUCAUAGCUAGUGUCUUUGGUGGACUUAACAUAGUAUUGCGUAUAACAUCUCCAUUGUUUGUCAAAUUCAUAUUACGUUCACCUUAUCGACGAGUUCGAAUGCUAGAAGCUAAUGAAAGACAUGAACCAAAAAGAAGGAUUGUCAUUGGAUGUUCAAUCAUGAGUGGUCUUUUACAGUCGACAUUUGAAUGUUUCUAUGAUGAUGUUUGUGUCAACCAACUAAAUGAAGUUUUUGGUAGUUCAUUCGCUAAAUUUAAUCUUAAUGCAACGGAGCUUCCACUAACGACUCCAAUUGGAUCGAUUCUAGAUGAGUAUCCUCAAGCAUUAUUGAAUUUUUCAGCUAAUUAUUCUGCAUAUUUUGAAAUAUGUGCUCCGUCAAUAUGUCAAUAUCAUUAUAUGGAACAACAUAAUGUUGUUUACAUAUUCACAACAUUGCUUGGAUUGUAUGGUGGAUUGACUGCAGGUCUCCACAUUUUCGUAUGUAAUGAAUGGACGUGUGAUUUUGAUUAUGGACAAAUAUGUUUGAAAGGUCUUCCAUCAGUUUCAUUUGUUUUAUUAAAUGAAACAAGUCAACAAAUAAGACAACCUGCUUCCGAUGUUACUUCUAUUCUUACAUCGAAUGAUCAAGGAAAAUGCUUUUUUCCUUAUAAAAUUAAUUCAUUUGAUAUGUUUUUCUGUUUAAAAACUGAUCCUGAUCUUCCAGCAACAUGUCCUGUUGAACAUGAAAAUGGUCCUAAAAUAAAUUGUAGUGAAGGCGAAUAUGGAUAUGAAAAAUUUGAAGAAAACCAAAUAGGAUCUCGUUCUUAUGAAUUAGAAUCACUUCCAAUUUUAUCAAUUGGUCAUCAUUGUAUACGAUUAUUUUAUUAUUUUUCUGAUGGAAAUUCAAAUGGAACUAUUCGAAUUAUCUUAGAAGAUUCCCAAACACAUCAAAACCAAACUAUUCUCACAGUUUCAUCAUAUGUAGCUAACAAAUGGCAUGAAAUCAGACAAAAUUUUCAAAUAUUUAAUUCAAUUUCCAAUAUGUUUUUUAUAUUCGAACGCGGUUCUUCAAAAGCAGAGCCAUUUUAUAUUGCCAUUGAUGAAAUAACUCUAAUUGAUCUUUAUUGUGAACCCAUCAGUACAAUAACAACGACACCACCAUCAACAACAACAACAAUAACAGCGAUAACAGUAACAACAACCACAACAACGGACAAAUUAACGAGUUUAACAAUGCCGGUGACUAGUACAACAGUAACAAGCACAACAAGUUCGACUGUUGGAAACAAUAGUAGUGUCAUACUUACUACAACUAAUCUGUCUAAUGUGAAUAAAAGCACAUCAAGUGUUAUUAAUACAAUCAAUUCGACUCUUUUAACAACUCGUAUCACUACAAGCACUACAGUUUUGUCAAUGAAUAGUACAAUAAAUAUAAUGACAAGCAUCAGUACAACAAUGAAUCGAAUUAAUUCUACAAUAAUUAGUUCAACAUUGAGUUCAUCAUCAAAAGAUCGAUUAUCUUUUAAAAUUGAAGUCAGUGUUUUAUUGGUUAGUUUUAUUGUAUUUUCAUUUCGACAUUAA
Rotaria sordida is the source of this 2343-nucleotide messenger RNA. Lineage: Eukaryota; Metazoa; Rotifera; Eurotatoria; Philodinida; Philodinidae. The record is from the annotation of a GenBank genome assembly.